This is a messenger RNA of Plodia interpunctella (Indianmeal moth), 1604 nucleotides long. It is a transcript of the gene wds, whose product is annotated as will die slowly. The record is from RefSeq and is a predicted model, not a curated record. Gene Ontology annotation, biological process: transcription initiation at RNA polymerase II promoter. Bases 231 to 1271 code for a protein of 346 amino acids. Gene Ontology annotation, molecular function: RNA polymerase II general transcription initiation factor activity; protein binding. Lineage: Eukaryota; Metazoa; Arthropoda; Insecta; Lepidoptera; Pyralidae. Gene Ontology annotation, cellular component: transcription factor TFIID complex. The transcript has 8 exons.
AUGGUAGUGUUGGCAUUACUUUUCACCUUCGCGAAAUAUGCACGCAUUGAGACGCCUGAAUUUAGAAUGUUCUUUGAAAAUCUACGUUGAAUUAAAUGAGAAUCAGUGUAUUUGUGUUAAACUAAGUGACAUAUUCCUUCAAAACUACGAUUUGGACUGUUCUUCCUUGUGUAAAAGUGACUGUAGUGGGUGACGACCAAAGUAAAACGUAGUGCGUCUAAAGUGGAAACAUGGUGCCGCUAGGACCGGGGCCUGGCCAUCCUGCUGCACAUCAAACACACGGCGGGCCUUCUACUAAUCUAUCCGGGCCAAAUUCGCUUUCACAAAGCACUCCGCAAUCUAACAAGUCGUCAGUGGCGAAGCCGAAUUACACACUUAAAUUCACCCUCGCGGGGCACACGAAGGCAGUUUCUUCCGUGAAAUUUAGCCCUAAUGGAGAAUGGUUGGCAAGUUCUUCUGCUGAUAAACUUAUUAAGGUGUGGGGUGCUUAUGAUGGCAAAUUUGAGAAGACAAUCUCCGGACACAAGAUGGGAAUCAGUGAUGUGGCAUGGUCUUCUGACAGCAGGUUGAUAGUCAGCGCAAGUGAUGAUAAGACUUUAAAGGUGUGGGAACUAAGUUCAGGCAAAUGUUUGAAAACACUGAAAGGGCAUAGUAAUUAUGUAUUUUGCUGUAAUUUUAACCCUCAAAGCAAUCUUAUUGUAUCUGGCAGUUUUGAUGAGAGCGUCAGGAUAUGGGAUGUAAGAACAGGCAAAUGUUUAAAGACUCUACCAGCACAUUCGGACCCAGUUUCAGCAGUGCAUUUUAACAGAGAUGGCAGCCUUAUUGUAUCAUCAAGUUACGACGGUUUAUGUCGAAUUUGGGACACAGCGUCAGGCCAAUGUUUGAAGACGUUAAUCGACGACGACAACCCUCCCGUAUCCUUCGUGAAGUUCUCACCAAACGGAAAAUACAUACUCGCGGCAACCCUAGACAACACACUCAAAUUGUGGGACUAUAGCAGAGGGAAGUGCCUGAAGACAUACACUGGUCACAAGAAUGAAAAAUACUGUAUUUUCGCCAACUUCAGUGUUACCGGUGGAAAGUGGAUAGUGUCGGGGUCAGAGGACAAUCUGGUGUACAUCUGGAACCUGCAGUCGAAGGAGAUCGUGCAGCGGCUGUCGGGGCACACGGACACGGUGCUGUGCACGGCGUGCCAUCCCACUGAGAACAUCAUCGCCUCGGCCGCACUCGAGAACGACAAGACUAUCAAACUUUGGAAGAGUGAUACUUAAAAUUUUAAUUUGGCUUGAAUAAGCAGAAGCAGUGAUCUGUAAAUUAUGUGGCUUCAUAUUGCGAGCCAAAACACCGAUUUGUGAAUUGUUUAAAAGGAACCAGAAUCGUGGUACCUCGCCUUGGACAUUAGAUGCGGAAAUUUUCAUUUCUUACCAUUUAUUUCACAGUGAAUGUGUGCAUUUUCAGUUGUUAUUAUAAUAUACAUAUUUUUCUAUCUGACAUACGAAAUGAAAAAGAUAUGAAAUAUUUUAGCCAUUAUUUUUAGUUAAGAUUGUGUUAAGGAAUGCCGCUUAAGAAUAACUUGUUGGAUACGAUUAAAAAUUUAGUAGUUA